AUGGGAUUCUUAAAAAGUGCAGUAUUAGCUACGGUUUCGAUUUUUGCUGGGUUAUGUGGCAUUAACAAGGUUUUUUGUCUGCCAGAGCCUUUCCGAUACUAUUUCCGCUACUUUGCAUGUUUCACUUUUCUAGCAAUUAGUGCUGCUUAUGGUGUUGUUGCUUCUGCCAUAUGCCGUUUAUGUGGACAUCCAGUUUUAGGACAAUAUCUCACUGCGAAAGCCUACUAUCGCAUGACGAGCCCAGUAUUAGACGUCCGUUUCCGAGUUGAAAACGAUGAAAUCUUAAAAAAAAACAGGCCGGCUGUCCUAGUGGUCAAUCAUCAAUCUGAACUAGACAUUUUGCUUGCAGGAAGCGUUUUCCAUCCCAAUUUCUCAAUUAUUUCAAAAAAGUCCUUAAAGUACAUUCCUUUACUAGGAUGGUUCAUGCUACUUUCAGAUGCCGUCUUUGUCGACCGAGCUAGACGUGAAGAUGCCAUUGCUCUUUUCGCAAAAGCUGCUCAACGUAUGAAAAAAGAGAAUCUUGACAUUUGGGUUUUUGCUGAAGGAACUCGUACUUAUGCAGAAAAGCCAUUACUCUUACCGCUUAAAAAGGGUGCUUUCCAUCUGGCUGUUCAAGCUCAAGCUCCGAUUAUUCCUAUAGCUGUUCAGAACUACUCCCACAUAUUCCAUCCUCCCACUAAGGUGUUUAGUAGAGGUGAAGCACUUGCGAAGGUUUUAGAUCCCAUAUCUACAGUUGGCAAAACAGCUGCAGAUGUGAAUUCUUUGUUGCGUGAAACACAAGAAAAAAUGGAAGCUGCUAUGAUUGAAAUUGAUGGUUUUGGAAAAGAAGAUACAAAAACCAAGUAA
Molecule: messenger RNA, 846 nt
Organism: Schizosaccharomyces osmophilus
Lineage: Eukaryota; Fungi; Ascomycota; Schizosaccharomycetes; Schizosaccharomycetales; Schizosaccharomycetaceae
Gene: slc1
Product: 1-acylglycerol-3-phosphate O-acyltransferase Slc1
Exons: 2
Coding region: 1-846 (281 amino acids)
Biological process (GO): phosphatidic acid biosynthetic process
Cellular component (GO): endoplasmic reticulum; membrane
Molecular function (GO): 1-acylglycerol-3-phosphate O-acyltransferase activity
Source: RefSeq, a predicted model, not a curated record